CAUUCUCUCUCUAUUUAAUUUUUAUCGUGCCCAUAUGGUGUAUGGAAAGCAUCAGAAAACAGUGAGGAACGUUCUAGGUUUUCAAUUUCAUAGAUUAAGCAGUUACUUUCCUACAAGAUUUCAUUCUUUCAAUAUCCUUUUCAUCACGAAAAAUAAGUAAAUAACAAAUAAUCUGACACCAAAAUCUCGUGAGAUUUGAUUCUGGAGAAGUUUUUUCAGCAUGACAUAUAUAUAUAUAUAUAUGGCCACGCCCAUGCAUUCUCAUCACGCAAUAUAGUAUAGAUCCACCACCAAAUCCCUCUCCUUCUUCAUUGGCUGUUACAAAAGCCGACGCAUUUGCUCAAUUAGAAACCAACAUUCUCACGAAACUCAUGCACUCAACAUUAUUAAUCUUAUCCAAGUAGAGCCCAGGUUCUCUCAUCUACACUAAGAAAAAUAGAUAUCUGAAACAAACCCACCAAGCCAUUUUGCUCAGCAAUAAUGUCUACUGCCACAAACCUUGAAGAGAACCCAAGUAAGAAAACCUUUCAAACACCUUCAUCUCCCCCACCUCUAACUCAAAAAUGGCCUGCUAGCUUAUCAAAGAUUAUGCUUUCGGAGCUAAAAGCGCAAAGGGGAAUUGCUGUUCCAUUGGUAGCAAUGAAUUUGUCAUGGUUUGCAAAGAUAGCAAUCACAACAGCGUUUUUAGGCAGGCUUGGGGAGCUCAAAUUGGCAGGAGGUGCACUUGGGUUCACGUUUGCGAAUGUCACAGGCUUCUCUGUCCUGAACGGCCUCUGUGGCGCCAUGGAACCCAUAUGUGGUCAAGCUUACGGAGCCAAAAACUUUAAACUCCUUCACAAGACCCUUCUCAUGGCAAUCUUCUUAUUACUACUUACCACACUACCUAUAACUUUCUUGUGGCUCAACGUUGAUAAAAUUCUCAUUUAUUUUGGCCAACAAAAAGACAUUUCAAUUGUGGCAAAGACCUAUCUCUUCUAUCUCCUUCCUGAUUUGGUAAUCACUUCAUUUCUAUGUCCACUCAAAGCCUACUUGAGUUCACAGAGUAUAACUGUUCCUAUAAUGUUUAGCUCGGCUCUAGCUCUAGCUGUUCACAUUCCUAUCAAUAUAUUUCUCGCAAAAGUUAAGGGUCUUGAGGGAGUUUCGAUGGCAAUUUGGAUCACUGAUCUCAUGGUAGUGAUUCUACUUGCCUUAUAUGUGUUUGUAAUGGAAAAUAGUAGAGAGAGAGGGUGGAAGGAAGGUGGGUGGUGUGAACAAAGCAUUAGUGACUGGCUAAGGUUGAUCAAGCUCUGCGGACCUUGUUGCCUUACCGCCUGCCUUGAAUGGUGGUGUUAUGAGAUUUUAGUCUUGCUCACAGGGAGGCUAGGGAAUGCAAAGCAAGCUGUUGGAGUGUUAGCAAUUGUGCUAAACUUUGAUUACUUGCUUUACUCUGUGAUGUUAUCAUUGGCAACAUGUGCAUCCACCCGUGUGUCGAAUGAGCUUGGCGCAAACCAUGCCGGUCCUGCAUACCAGUCGGCAUAUGUGUCUCUGGGAGUGAGCAUCGUAGCCGGUUGCAUAGGUGGUGCGGUGAUGGUAGCAGCCAGAGGAAUAUGGGGGCCUCUGUUUAGCCAUGAUAAGGGGACCAUAAGAUGUGUAAAGAAGAUGAUGUUGCUAAUGGCUUUGGUGGAAGUAGUGAAUUUUCCAUUAGCAGUAUGUGGAGGAAUUGUCCGGGGAACAGCUAGGCCAUGGUUGGGUAUGUAUGCCAACCUUGGUGGGUUCUACCUUCUAGCUUUACCCUUAGGUGUGCUUUUAGCCUUCAAGGCCGCACUUGGACUUGGUGGGCUGUUGAUUGGUUUCUUUUUGGGAAUGGUAGCUUGCUUGGUUUUACUACUGGUCUUUGUCAUAAGGAUCGACUGGGAUGAAGAAGCGGGCAAGGCACAAUUACUAGCACGUGAUGUGGACAUUGUUAAGGAAGAUGAAAACCACUCAAUUGUAGAGACAGGUAAAACUGCCCAAGUCUGAGAAUAACUGAAUAAGUUGUAACCAUUUUUUUUUUCGCCUUUAGCAUCAAAACAUAUGCUAAAAAAUAAUCAAGUGAAUAGGUUAAAUUGAAAAUAUAUGACCCCAUAAAACAUUGCUGCAAAGUGCAGACUCCUAUACUUGGGCACAUUGCAGACCAAUGUCUAUUGCGGUCCUUAUGUAGUAAUCCUAAGCAAUAAUUUGGAAGCCCAGUGUGAGACUUGCCUAGAGUGUUUCAGAUCCUCGUUUCAUUGUUCCCUCAAGGAAAAGCCCAUUAAGUAACGAAACUGCUGGCAAGCGAGAAAGGUGUGACACAACAAGAAAAUAAGUUAUUGUCAUAAGACUCAUAACACUAACCUAACCGGCAAACUCCAUCACAUGCCCUUAACAAUUUUUCACGCAAAAGCGUCCUCAAUUUGGGACAAUGGAAACAUUAGGCAUUCAAUAAAAAUUGUAUCCAUAUGAAGAACAACUUAUAUAGCUAGGCAAUCUCAACAGGGAAGCAAUCUGAGAAAGUCCUAAUGGAAAUGUCCAUGACAGAACUUGCAACUUCAAAAGAAAGAAUAGACAAUAUCAUUGAUCCAUCUCCAAAAAAAUAUAGAAUUACAAGUAUAUAUGGUAACAAAAAUCAAAUGAAUGUAUCAAUUAUCUACAAAUCCAGGUUCAGAACUUAAGACUCCAGCUCUUUGGCUUUCUCAUCAUUAAAGCCAUUAUCUUAUGAACUGGUGAUUCAAUUACUUCAGACCAUAUGCCAAGAAGUAGAUGAGAUGUCGUAAUUUCCCCAACAUCAACUGCAGGUCACAAGUCAAUGAAGCAGUAAAGGAUAAGAAUUCUGAUUUGAACAACUAUGGAUCAACGGGCUCUAUCUGCGUUUCACUACAACGUUAAAACGUUUAACGUUGCAUUUAGAAUGUUCAUCACAUUACUGUAAUACCUUUUUUUUUUUUCUUUUUGAGAAACACGUUAGGACAUUACUCUGUUUAGUCA
Molecule: messenger RNA, 2982 nt
Organism: Quercus lobata
Lineage: Eukaryota; Viridiplantae; Streptophyta; Magnoliopsida; Fagales; Fagaceae
Product: protein DETOXIFICATION 56-like
Exons: 1
Coding region: 481-1998 (505 amino acids)
Biological process (GO): xenobiotic detoxification by transmembrane export across the plasma membrane
Cellular component (GO): membrane
Molecular function (GO): antiporter activity; xenobiotic transmembrane transporter activity
Source: RefSeq, a predicted model, not a curated record